Molecule: messenger RNA, 1262 nt
Organism: Vigna radiata var. radiata (mung bean)
Lineage: Eukaryota; Viridiplantae; Streptophyta; Magnoliopsida; Fabales; Fabaceae
Product: WRKY transcription factor 22
Exons: 3
Coding region: 104-1060 (318 amino acids)
Biological process (GO): regulation of DNA-templated transcription
Cellular component (GO): nucleus
Molecular function (GO): DNA-binding transcription factor activity; transcription cis-regulatory region binding
Source: RefSeq, a predicted model, not a curated record
UAUAGCAUCUUAUCUUUCUCUCGCUCAAAAAAAAAGUCAGCGCUUUUUUUUUUUCUUUGUCCUCUCUUAGUACCAGGCUUUUUCAGACCUUGUCUUUACUGUUAUGGAACCAGAUUGGGAUCUCCACGCCCUCGUCAGAAGCUGCACCACCACUUCUUCUCCCGCCGCCGCCGCCACGACGACCGUAUCCACCACCUCAUCUGGUUUUGGGGCUUCUGCCCCACCUUCUACUUCCCGCAGCUUCUUCUCUGUUUACAACCCUGCUGUACAAGAAGGCCAAAUUGUGUCCCCUUCGGAGAACCCCUAUGGAGCAAGGCCUUCCAUUGAAGAGCUUCACGAGCUUUGCAAGCCUUUCUUCAUCAAACCACAGCCUCACACCUUCCAAGCUUCUUCUCCUCUUUCUUCCUUUUCUUAUUCAUCAGUGUCCAAAUCACCUUGUAUCCAGCAAGAACAGAAGCAGCCUCCCCAACCAGGUUCUGCCUCGACCCCAAAACAGAAAAAAAGGAAGAAUCAGGUUAAGAAGGUUUGUGAUGUGGCAGCUGAGAACCUCUCCUCAGACAUAUGGGCAUGGAGGAAAUAUGGACAGAAACCCAUCAAAGGGUCACCAUAUCCAAGGGGAUAUUACAGAUGUAGCAGCUCAAAAGGAUGUUUAGCCAGAAAACAAGUGGAGAGGAACAAAUCGGACCCAACAAUGUUUGUAGUGACAUACACUGGUGAACACAACCACCCUGCUCCUACUCAUAAAAGCUCCCUUGCUGGCUCCACUCGCUACAAACCUCAGAUUGGUGGAGACACAGCCACCACAAGACCUGUUUCUCCAGCGACCUCAUCAGAGGUGGCACAGCACAGUACAAAGUCAGAGUGCACAGAAGAGGAGUUGGAAGAUCUGAUGAAAGAUGAUGAUGAAGAAGCAAAUGAAUUUGACUUAACAGAAUCAGUGGUAUCAGAUGAUUUCUUUGAAGGGUUAGAGGAACUGACAGAGUCUCCCUUUACAGCUAGUAGUAUCAUUGAUCGGUGGUCACUGACCAAUAAUGCUACCACUGCCGCUGGUGGUAGCUGAGUCACUCUUUUCAUUGUAGAGAAUAGCAACUUUUUUCUUUGAGGGGUAGAGGAACAGGUUAGUGCAUUUUGGAGGAAUCUUAACUAACAAUUGCUUUGUGAGAGGGAGAAAAGUUCUUCCAAAGUAUAUAGUGAAAGUGUAGAUUAAACAUUCAUAAAAUUUGUUAGAGUUGAUGAUUGUUAGCCAUACCUCUCUAAAUUUG